This is a messenger RNA of Penicillium salamii, 1635 nucleotides long. NCBI's taxonomy places the organism in Eukaryota, Fungi, Ascomycota, Eurotiomycetes, Eurotiales, Aspergillaceae. The record is from the annotation of a GenBank genome assembly.
AUGUUCAUUAUAUCUCGUUAUAUCUCGUCCGAGAGAUGUAGAGUUGUAGCCCCUCUGCUGACGCCAUACUUCUCCAACUGCACGUCAAAGGCCCACGUUGCUUCUAUACCCUGCUUGUUCGCUGUUUGUUUUUCUUCUUCUUUGUUUUCUGUUGUGCUCUUGCUUCCUGUUCAAACCAAAGUCUCUAUCAUGUCUGAGAAAAAGCAGCUUAUUAUCAAUGCAUUCGCGAUGCAUUCGCCCAGUCAUCUUAACCCGGGGUUGUUCCGCCACCCAGCCGACCAAGGCGCGGAUUACAAGAAUAUUAAGCAUUGGAUCGGGCUAGCCAAGAAACUCGAAGAUGCCAAAUUCCAUGCGAUUUUCUUUGCCGAUGUCUUGGGAGGUUACGAUGUCUACAAAGGCCCGGCCAAUCUGGACCCUACCAUUCCAGCCGGCGCUCAAUUCCCCAUCAACGACCCCCUAUACAGUAUUCCCGCCAUGGCAGCCGCAACAGAAAGUAUUGGCUUUGGAGUCACAGCCUCAACCACCUACGACUCCCCCUACGCCCUGGCAAGGCGUUUCUCCACCGUCGAUCACCUCAGUAAUGGCCGGGUCGGUUGGAACAUUGUCACCUCGUAUCUUGACUCUGCAGCCCGGAACUUUGGUCUUGAUACCCAAGUGGAGCACGAUGAGCGCUAUCGCAUCGCGGAUGAGUACUUAGAUGUCACCUACAAGCUAUGGGAGGCAUCUUGGAGAGACGACGCCGUGACCUGGAGGCCAGGCCAGAGCAAGACCCAGGGAUACGCGGACCCGAAGGCCGUCCGCCAGAUCAACCACCAAGGCAAAUACUUCCAAGUGCCUGGUCCUCAUCUCUGCGAGCCGAGUCCUCAGCGAACCCCCUUCAUCCUGCAGGCGGGUACUUCGACCGCCGGCAAGGCCUUUGCGGCCAAGCACGCCGAGGCCGUCUUCUUGCAUGCACAGAAACCCGAGCUCGUCCGUCCUUCUGUCGAUAGCAUUCGUCAACAAGCGGCCGAGAUUGGUCGUAACCCGCAAGAUAUCAAGGUCAUCGCGGGAGCGUUGGUUAUCGUUUCUGAGACGGACGAGGAGGCAAAUGCCAAGUUUGACGAAUUGAAGACGUACGGUGACCGGGAGGGAGCGCUUGCUUUGUUUGGUGGCUGGACUGGAUAUGAUCUGUCAACAUAUGCCGAUGAUCAGGACUUCCGGUUCGUGGAACAGCCUGCUGUGCGUAGCAUGGUGAACCAUUGGGCUAGUACGGUGCCCGGCACAGAGGGCCAGAAGUGGGAUAAGAGAACCAUUGCUGAGUACUUGACUCUCGGAGGCAACGGUGUGAAGAUUAUCGGUAGCGUGAAGACUGUUGCCGAUGAAUUGGAACGAUGGGUUAGUGUUGGUGAUGUUGACGGGUUCAACCUUAGCUAUGCUAGCUUGCCAGAUACGUUUGACGAUGUCAUUCGUCUGUUGCUGCCAGAGUUGCAGCGACGUGGACUGUUCUGGUCUGAUUAUGCCGUGAAGGGCGGCACUCUUCGCGAAAACAUCUAUGGGCAGAAGGGUCAGAACAGACUUCCUGAGGCGCAUCCUGGCGCGAAGUACUUCUGGCGUGAGGGCCAAGAAGUGCCUCCGUACACUGUGGAGUCCAAUUAG